UCUGUUCCCGUCUAGACGAGCCUUUCACACGGAGGGGGGUGGCACAUGCCAGCCGGGCGCUUAACGGAGCCUCGCCGGCAGGAGGAGUAAAUGGGACCGCACAUCGUCCGAACGUUAGAAAGAUGGAGCGAUUUGUUCUGCUCGUUCUCAGCUGCUUUGGCGUCUCGCGGGUCUCAGCGGAUACCUUGUCCCCUCCUGUCAAUGUUACCAUCAAAGCAGUGAAAGCUAACUCUGCUCUGGUGACAUGGGACAUCCCCGAGGGAGACCCUGUCAUUGGCUUUGCCAUCACACAGCAGAAGAAAGACGUGCGUAUGCUACGAUUCAUCCAGGAAGUCAACACCACAACACGCUCCUGUGCAUUAUGGGACUUAGAGGAGGAGACAGACUACAUUGUACAUGUCCAGUCCAUCAGCAUGUUUGGGACGAGUCCUCAAAGCGAACCUUUAAGCUUCCGAACGCCGAAAGAGGCCGAUACUCAGGCUUCUAAGAAUAAAGACGAAGUAACGAUGGAGGAAGUGGGUCAGACCAACCAGUUGAGGGCGGGGGAGCUCAUCAUCAUUGUGGUGGUGCUUAUCAUGUGGGCAGGUGUGAUCGCUCUCUUCUGUCGCCAGUAUGACAUCAUCAAAGACAAUGAGCCCAACAACAACAAGGACAAAGCCAAAACCUCAUCAGAGUGCAGCACUCCUGAACACCCGACAGGGGGGCUGUUGCGUAGUAAGUUCUCCAAGAACAACAAUAGGAUGCAAUCUGUCAACAUCAUUGAAGUGUGACUGUCUUCUCUGUGACUUGGUGUUCUCACAAAUAAGUGGGCCCUUUUAAGUAAAUCUGUUUGUCAGAAUGCUUCGCUUACGUCUCCUUUGCCGCGGGCCUCCCAAUGAACCAAAGCUUGCGGGACUCCAGGGAUUCAGGAAGUACUUGGCCAGCCUGAGAAGACAUCCCACAGUGGAGCGACUGCAGGGAGAGUUGAGCGGAUCUGCCAUGCUUAACAACCAACGUACCAUGGGGGAGGCAGAGAUUAGGGUCAAAUGGUCCUAGCAGGGGACAGAUGGACCGAGUGCUGUUCAAGCAACCCCAAGGACCAAAGUCGAUAAGCAGAGUCGUCAUAUACUCUCCCGCUUUCUUCUGUCUUUGAGUGGGUUGUGAUUUGACAACAUUUGUGGGUAGUUCCCACUGUGUCUAAAUAUUCCUUUGUGGUGUGAUUUAAUCUCAUCUUCUAGGUAUUGUUUUGUCCUUACAUUCUCGAAUCCAACUUUCUUUGAGUGAGGGUGAAUAUUGUAUCAAUCAAGCGUUGUUUUGUUACACAAUGUACUGCCCCUACAUUUCUAUUGUUCUGGUACUUUUGGCACCUCAUUGAGACAGAAAGUUCUGCCAUCCUGUGGGGAAUAUACUGUAUGUCCGGCGAGCUUGUUUCCCCCCUCAGGGAAUCCAGACUGCACCUGGUUGAGUUGAGAGCAAUUUCUAAAAAUGAGCUGCGAUGACGCCAUUGCAGCUUCCAAGGGAUCGCUCACUGCUGAAGUUUGGUGUCACGUUUGGUCACAUUUCCUUUUUAACAUCGCCUUGUCUCAUUCAUGCUUUUAAUAGAUUCAGAUUCUUUAAAUUCCGACA
Messenger RNA from Phycodurus eques (leafy seadragon), 1605 nucleotides. RefSeq names its product fibronectin type III domain containing 5a (gene fndc5a). The coding region runs from base 123 to 770 and encodes 215 amino acids. The record is from RefSeq and is a predicted model, not a curated record. The transcript has 6 exons. Lineage: Eukaryota; Metazoa; Chordata; Actinopteri; Syngnathiformes; Syngnathidae. Gene Ontology annotation, molecular function: protein binding.